CAGAAUGACGAGCCGCCCGAGAUCACGUACUGCGUGGUGGACCAGGCGGGCACGCUCUCGCUGCACGCGCUCACGCCCACGCAGCCCAUGCCCGCCAGCGACGAGCUCGACGCCAAGUUCGCCGAGCUGGUGGAGGAGCUCGACCUGACGGCCCCCAACAAGGCGGCCAUGCUCAGCCUCCCGCCGGAGAAGAAGUGGCAGAUCUACUGCAGCCGCAAGAAGGCGUCGGGCCCCGAGGCGGAGGAGGAGACGCGCGCGCGCACGCGGCAGCUGGACGGGCUGAAGACGGCGCUGCGCACGCAGCCGCACUCCUUCGUGCUGCGCUUCGUGGAGCUGCAAGGGCUGCCCGCGCUCCUGCAGGCGCUGCAGGCUAUGGACCACGCCACGGCGCUCGGCCCCGUGCACACCUCGCUCAUCGGCUGCCUCAAGGCGCUCAAUGAACAACUCGCACAUGUCUUGGCACAUCCAACUGGCAUCAACGUCAUAGCACAAAGCCUCAGCACUGAAAACAUCAAGACCAAAGUGGCUGUGCUGGAAAUUCUUGGAGCUGUUUGUCUUGUGCCUGGAGGACACCGAAAAGUUCUACAAGCUAUGCAGCACUAUCAAACAUAUGCUUGUGAGCGUACUAGAUUCCAGGGAAUAGUGAAUGAUCUAGACCGUGACACUGGAGUUUAUCGUGAUGAAGUAAGUUUGAAGACAGCUAUCAUGUCUUUUGUGAAUGCUGUGCUCAACUAUGGCCCAGGACAAGAGAACCUCGAAUUUCGAUUGCACUUACGCUAUGAGUUCCUUAUGCUGGGCAUUCAACCUAUUAUUGACAAGCUUCGUCGACAUGAAAAUGAGACUCUGGAUAGGCAUUUAGAUUUCUUUGAAAUGGUUCGAAAUGAAGAUGAAAAGGAAUUGGCCAAGAAAUUUGAAAAGGAUCAUGUUGACACAAAAAGUGCCACUGCCAUGUUUGACCUGUUGAGAAGAAAACUAAGUCACACUUCUGCGUAUCCUCACCUUCUCUCCCUUUUGCAACAUUGUUUACUUCUUCCAUUGGACUACGGGUCUCAUCCCCAACAUUGGCUGCUGUUCGACCGGGUUGUGCAGCAGAUUGUUAUGCAAGCGGAAUCUGGUGCUAAUCCUGAUGUUGCUCCAAUUGACAUCAAUGUGAAGGAACUUGUCCAUCUCCUGGCUAAAGAAGAGGAGUUGGUUGCAGCUCGUGAAAAGGCUGAAGAGCUUGAGAAGGAAAACUCUGAUCUCCUUGGUCGGUUGGCCAAGAAGGAGCAAGAGCUGGACCAGAGGCUUCAGGAAACAUUUGGCUACCUGACUAUUGUCACAAUGACAUCAAUGACUAUUGUCUCUGAGGAUCUGGAGACAAGUGUGCGUCGUGUGAAGGAGCGCCUGGAGAAGGAGACGGCUGCUCACCUGGAGAGCAAGCAGCGGUUGGCAGAGCUGGAGCACCAAGCAAGCGAGCUGAGCAUGCGUGUGGAGGCCGAGAGCAGCGAGCGCAUGCGUCUGGAGCGUCUCGUAGCCACUGGGUGCCUCCCAGAUGACACCAAGACUAGAAUUUGCACCUCUGUUGGGAUACUUCAAAUUACAGUUGCUGUUAGUUAUUUGUUAGCAUUAAAUUACAUUAGAGUAACAUUAGUGUGUAAUACUCUAAAUAGCGUCCCUUGUCAGUGGUGCCCAUGGCACGAUGAGUUGCCUGCCAUCAUAAAGGUAUGCCUCUGGGUAGUGACUGCUGCCAUCGUUGAGAGUGGCAAGCAAAAUAGACCUUGCCUGACAAAUAGAAAGUUAUUACUUCUAGAAUUGUAUUACUUGUUGGUUCAUAGUUAUUAUAGUUACAGAACCAUUUGGAGUGAACUUGAUGAGGCCAAGCUGUACACAGCAAUGAACUGGAAAUAUGACAAAAUAUUCUGUGCUUAUCAAAAGAACGGGUUCGGAAAUUAUUAUGAGAAAUUGUUAUUGAAAUUAGCAAUUUUAGUUACCUACUAUGCAAAAGCAUAUUCAAUAAGUGAAAAUUUCUCAAUAGAAAUUUUGCGCCAGCUGGAAAGAGGCGAGCGAAAUCUGUCAGUCAUUGAUGGCAGGGUGCACAAAACUGCACAUUUGCUGUUAAACUCCAAAGUGUCAGAUGAAGAUAUCUCCACAUCUUCAAGUGCAUUAUUCGUGUAUAUCUUCUAUGUUCAUGUUAUUGAUUAUAAAAGUAUCAUUUUCUAUUUGAUUGACUACUGCUACCAAAGCAGACUAGUUUGGCUUCUGUUCGCUUUUCUAUAUCUCAUAGUUGCAAAAUUUUCUUCUGUUAUUAUUAUCCCAACAUCGAACAAGUUUAUUAACAAAAAUAUCAACUUGACCUUUCGAAAUUUAUAUGUAACCUUCCAAAGUGGGAAUAGUAGUCUAUUAGAACUAUCAAAGUCAAGUUUUUUUUUUGCAACAACUCUGGAACCUUUUUAUGCUCAUUGUGUAUGUUUGCAGUCAACAGAAUUGUAUAAAAUAAGAAUAGUGACUGAUUGUAUAAUGGAGUUAGUAAACAAGUUUCAAACACAAAAUAAAAACAUACCUAUAAGUGUUUUUUCAAACACACCAUAA
Molecule: messenger RNA, 2568 nt
Organism: Gryllus bimaculatus (two-spotted cricket)
Lineage: Eukaryota; Metazoa; Arthropoda; Insecta; Orthoptera; Gryllidae
Source: the annotation of a GenBank genome assembly